Leucoraja erinaceus (little skate) is the source of this 3173-nucleotide messenger RNA. It is a transcript of the gene lsm11, whose product is annotated as LSM11, U7 small nuclear RNA associated. The transcript is spliced from 4 exons. Gene Ontology annotation, molecular function: U7 snRNA binding. Lineage: Eukaryota; Metazoa; Chordata; Chondrichthyes; Rajiformes; Rajidae. Gene Ontology annotation, cellular component: U7 snRNP. The record is from RefSeq and is a predicted model, not a curated record. Gene Ontology annotation, biological process: mRNA 3'-end processing by stem-loop binding and cleavage. The coding region runs from base 16 to 1071 and encodes 351 amino acids.
GCCCGCAGAGCCAAGAUGGCGGCUUGGAAAGUGGUGUAUCUCGGGCAGCGGCGGACAAGCCCGGAUGCCGAGGGAGGGAGCGGGAGCUGCACCAAGAUGGCGGAGGCUGCAGGAGGUGAAGCUGGUCGCCAGCCGGAGCUGCGCGGCGGGGCGCUGGACAUCAGCUCGCCGCGCUUCGACCCGUACCUGGCGCUGUACAGCCCGCAGCCGCCGCCGCUGCCCUUCCCCGGCGUCCGCACCUUCAACAACGUGGCCGAGUACGAGUCGUUCCUGACGCGGCGGCCGGGCUCCGGCUCCCGCCCCCGGGGUCAGGGCCGGGCCUCGGCUAAAGCCCGCAGUCGCCGCGGCGCAGCGGCCGCCCCCGACCCCGAGCGCAUCGAGCGCCUCAAAAAGCUGAUGGUGGCCGAGGCGAGCGACGAGGAGAAGCCGCGGCCCCGGCGCAGGGACCGCGCCCCCAAAAACGUGAUGACCAGGAUGGCCCUACAUGCGGGCAGUCCUCUGGGCGAACUCUAUCGGUGUGUGCAGGACAGAAUAAAGAUUAGCGUCCACAUCCGGACUUUUAAAGGAUUGCGGGGAGUCUGCUCAGGAUUCGUGGUUGCAUUUGACAAGUUCUGGAACAUGGCACUUGUUGAUGUGGAUGAGACCUUCAGGAAACCGAUCCUCGGGAAAGCUUUUUACAAUGAACCAGUGCUAACUGUUGGCAGGCUGUUUGAUCGGUUAAGGCUUCAAGAAAAAUCCAAAGGAAAGGAACCCGUUUCCAAGCUUACAGAACAAACGGGCUCGUUACCCAAAAGGCUUGUGGAUAGUGGAGCCGGACUGGAUGACAGCAAAAGUUUGAGCUGUGCUGCUAUGCAAGAAACGGCCGAUUCUGCAAACCCGUCUGGAGGUUGUGAUCAGUCGGAGAGGAGUUUCAAACAAACUGGCUUGGAAGCUGGAUCUUGUGCAAAGGAGAAACAGAAAAGGAAAAGGAGAGGCAGGCCCAAGGUGGAUUAUCAGCAGGUUUCUCAAAGACAUGUGAAACAACUCUUUAUCCGAGGUGAAAAUAUCCUGCUCAUCAGUUUGAGGCAGUGAUGAAUUCAACCAAUGGGACUUAUAGGGCAUUGUAUCCAGCAGGCAAGAAGUGGCAAAUGUAUAGUUUGUUCUUGUAAUGCGUCAAGUGCCUGAAAUUUGGUUGCUUCCAUUAGCAGGAAAAACUGAAUUGAUGGUGUAUUGAACAGAAUUUCUUCCAAAUGGAUGUGUUAGUGAAACUCUUGUUUCCUGCACUGAACUGGUUUGGGAUUAGAUUACCUCAAUGAGAACCCGAAUACUGAAACUGAUAGUGCAAUGAUACAGAAUUUUGAUGAAACAAAUGCAUUUACCUGACCAUAUUUUUUGAUAUUUUAAUGCCCGAGUUGAUAGAUUGAAGUGUGUUUGAACAACUUUCCAGUUGUAAAUGGAAAUGCUCCAUAGAUGCUGCUGCACCCGCUGAGUUUCUCCAGCAGUUUUGUGUACCUUCGAUUUUCCAGCAUCUGCAGUUCCUUCUUUAACACUUCCAGUUGUAAAUGACUUGUUUCAAAGUUUUGAAAAAAAAUUGGAACUUGUGUUUCUUUAUUUCUUGAAUUUCUUCAGCACUUUUUUGUCUCUUAGUUUUUCUUUUUAAGAUUACUUUUGAAAGAAGAGCUCUCUUAAAAAUAAAUAAAUACCCAGGUUAGGAAUACUGAAAUAAAAGGUCCAGUUGUCUCACGAAAGGUACAGUUGUGUUGAGUGAAUUUCAGAUUUUGUUACUUACUCGUAGGUCCUCAGCAGAUAGCGACGGGGUUCGGUUCCUGAGAACUGUUCUUAACCCAAACAGUUUACGAGUGGGAACUGAAGUUGGGUACCUUGUUCCCACACCGCAGCUCCAUGGCAGCUGGUAAACCCAUCCUACUGUCCUGCCAAACUCUUGUUUAAAUCCACAUCAGUUGGAUGCUCAUUAGCUGGGGGUGACCUGUGCAGCACAGAAGGAGGGUGUAUGGCCUAUGACACCUGUCAUGUUGUUAGCUGGUUUUGUAACUUUUCUGCUCGAAGGCCAGUACACAUGGGUGAAAAGGCUUCGCUGAAGAAUACAGGUACCAAGGGGAUAAGGGUUACAUAGUUUAUUUAGUCUAUCACAUGAAGUGUACCGUGGGGAAUAUCACUAAAUUGUUCAAAGGUCAGUUUAUUGUCACGUGUACAUUGAAACCUGUUCACAAACAUUGUGAAUGAGAUAACACCAUUUACUGCAAAAUCAAUGUUGGGUCUUGAAAUUGUGAUGGUUCAAUUUUAAACAUGCACAGACAUAGAUAGCAAAUGAACACACCAAGAUGGUCUAUUCUUUGUGCUUCUUCUUUAGUUCAACUCCAGCACUUACCCCACAAGACUUGAUUUCCAUUGACAGUCAGGCUGCAUAAGCCUUCAGCAUUUUUGCAGCAGUUAAUGACACCAUCACCAACUGCCCAGUGUGGGAAGUGACAAUUCCCCUAUCCCGGAGUUUCAAAUUGUGUUGCAUGAAUGUGAUGUAUACAACUUUGAGGAAGCUGUUUUUAAUCUAUGUCAUAUUAAUCUAUGAUCCCCGCCAGUCUAGUUUGGGUACCAUUUGCUUUUUGGGGAUGUGGGCAGUGUUUGUUGUCCAUGCACCUUUGUUGCCAAUAACUAGGCAUUGAUGACCCUAACCAGAGCUUGCAAAUGCAUUCCAGGGCAAGUACCAGUCAACCAUUGUGCUGGGAGUCAGGAGUUACAUGGGCCACAUUGGGCAAGGAUGGCAGAACGACUGUAGAGAAGUAGCCAUUCAUUUUUAAAGACUAACUCGUUAAAAAUUCCAGAUUAAAAGUUGAAUUUCAUUUCCACUAAAACCAGGGUGGAAUUUAAGAUGUGAUUGCUUGGAUUAUAGCCUGGUAUCUUAAAUACGGCUGCAUUAGACAUAGUUGGGCUGGGAAAUGUAAAGCAGGAAGAAUUGUGGCUACUCACUUUCUGAUCUGCAUCCUCUUUUAGAAAUCCAGAGGCAUCAUUUGUGGUAUCUGCAGCUGAGACUUGGUGGUUUGAUGUGAAUUUUAAUGUAAAUGUUAAGCAGUCUCUGAGCUUAUCUAUUGUUCUAAAUGGCUUCAAUUUAGGACUAUGACUAGUUAUUGUUUGAGGAUAAAAAUAGCACAUUUUUAUUAAACUAAUUCAUCAUUCAG